Molecule: messenger RNA, 42278 nt
Organism: Coregonus sp. 'balchen'
Lineage: Eukaryota; Metazoa; Chordata; Actinopteri; Salmoniformes; Salmonidae
Source: the annotation of a GenBank genome assembly
AUGGCCGCCAGAGGGCAGCUGGAAGCGGUGUUUGUAGUGCACACCGUACCUACAUAGUACCUUCUGCAGGCUACAGUGCGUCUCAUGUGAAUUCUUAUGCGGGUUAUAAUAAAUGGACAUAACUGUCGUUAGGGAAAAUCAGUAAAAAAAAUAAUAUAUAUGUUUUAUUAUAUGUUGAAGGCAAGCAAUAGGCUGAAUAAAUGAUUGGUUUCUUCAGUGCCUGUGUUGUCCAGUGCUUACAGCCACUGACCUUGAGUGAUGGGUGAUUUGAAGGAGUCAGGCGCAGGAGGGUUGAUCACAGAAUAACAGGAUUUAUUCCGGAAUACAGAGUUACGCACUAAUGCGUCAAAACAGUCCAGUGCGCAAAACAGACGCACUGGAACCAAACAGGCACACAGGGAAAAUAACCCGGCGAUACAAAUAUACAAGGAGCUCAACCGAGCUUCACUCUCCUCACAAUAAACAAUCACACACAAAGACAAGGGGGCAGAGGGAACACUUAUACAGGUACUGAUGAGGGGAUAUGAACCAGGUGUGUGUAAUGAACAAGACAAAACAAAUGAAAUGAUGAGAUGAGGAGCGGCAGUGGCAAGAAGGCCGGUGACGACGAACGCCGAAGCCUGCCCGAACCAGGAGAGGAGGCAGCUUCGGAGGAAUUCGUGACAGUACCCCCACCUUGACGCACAGCUCCAGCAGCGCGCCAACACCGGCCUCGGGGAUGGCCAGCAGGACGCGGAGCAGGGCGAGACGGAUGGCGACGGUGGAAAUCCCUCAACAGGGAGGGAUCGAGGAUAUCCCUCACUGGGCCACAGCACCGCUCCUACGGACCGCCCCCCUCCCACUCCACGAGGUACUGAAGGCCCCCCACCCAACGCCUCGAAUCCAGGAUGGAAUGGACGGAGUAUGCCGGGGCCCCCUCGAUGUCCAGAGGAGGCGGAGGGACCUCCCGAACCUCAGACUCCUGGAGUGGACCAGCCACCACCGGCCUGAGCAGAGACACAUGGAACAAGGGGUUAAUACGAUAAUCUGGCGGGUGUAAUAACCUAAAGGUAACCUCGUUUAUUCUCCUCAGGAUAUUGAACGGCCCCACAAACCAUGGGCUCAGCUUCCGGCAGGGCAGGCGGAGGGGCAGAUUCCGGGUCGAGAGACAGACCCGAUCACCCGGUACAAAGACCGGGGCCUCACUGUGGUGGCGGUUAGCGUUGGCCUUCUGACGACGCACAGCGCGUUGGAGGUGGACGUGAGCAGCGUUCCACGUCUCCUCAGCAUGCCAAAACCAGUCAUCCACCGCAGGAGCCUCGGUCUGGCUCUGAUGCCACAGUGCCAGAACCAGUUGAUAACCUAAAACACAUUGAAAUGGCGUUAGGUUAGUGGAGGAGUAACGGAGAGAGUUCUGGGCAUAUUCGGCCCAUGGCAAGAACACCGACCACUCCCCCGGCCGGUCCUGGCAGUAGGACCGCAGGAACCUACCCACAUCAUGAUUCACCUGUUCCACCUGCCAAUUAGACUUGGGGUGAAAACCAGAGGUCAGGCUGACGAGACCCCCAGACGUUCCAUGAACGCCUUCCAGACCUUGGAUGUGAACUGGGGACCCCGGUCAGACACUAUGUCCUCUGGUACCCCGUAGUGCCGGAAGACGUGUGUAAACAGGUCCUCCGCAGUCUGCAGGGCUGUGGGGAGACCGGGCAGAGGAAGGAGGCGGCAGGCUUUGGAAAAGCGGUCCACAAUGACCAGGAUGGUGGUGUUACCUUGAGAGAGGGGAAGAUCAGUAAGGAAAUCAAUACUCAAGUGGGACCAUGGCCGUUGUGGAACUGGUAAAGGCUGUAUCUUACCCACUGGGAGGUGCCUAGGUGCCUUACUCUGGGCGCACACCGAGCAGGAGCAGACAUACACCCUCACGUCCUUAGACGAGGUAGGCCACCAGUACUUUCUGGUCAGGCAGCGCACAGUACGACCGAUACCUGGGUGACCAGAGGAGGGGGUCAUCUGUGCCCAAUAGAUCAGACGGUCACAGACAAGAGCAGGCACGUACUGCAGCCCAGCUGGACACUGAGGUGGAGAUGGCUCUGUGCGUAAUGCCUGCUCUAUAUCCGCGUCCAUCGGCGCCACAAUGCAGGAGGCAGGGUGUAUGGGGGUGUCUCCUCUGCGUCUGCCUUCACGUUCUUCGUACCCGGGAUGUAUGAUAGUGUAAAAUCAAACCAGGUGAAGAAUAUGGCCCACCUGGCCUGGUGAGGGUUCUGCCUCCUCGCUGCACGGAUGAACUCCAGGUUACGGUGGUCCAUCCAGACGAGGAAAGGGUGAUUCGCCCCCUCGAGCCAGUGCCUCCACACGGUCAGGGCUCGGACAUCAGCCAACAGCUCCCGAUCACCAACGUCGUAGUUCUGCUCCGCUGGGCUGAGCUUCUUGGAGAAGAAGGCACAGGGGCGGAGCUUGGGUGCCGUGCCCGAGCGUUGAGGUAGGACUGCGCCUAUCCCAACCUCAGACGCAUCCACCUCCACUACGAACGGUAGUGAUGGAUCAGGGUGGGCCAGUACCGGGGCUGAGGUGAACAGACCCCUCAGGUUACUGAAGGCCCUGUCAGCCUCAGCAGACCAGCGGAGCCGGGAUGGCCCACCCUUCAACAGAGAUGUGAUGGGAGCUGCGACCUUGCCAAAGCCCCGGAUAAACCUCCGAUAGUAGAUGGCAAAGCCAAUAAAGCGCUGCACCUCCUUUACUGUGGUUGGAGUCGGCCAAUUACGCACGGCUGAAAUGCGAACUCGCUCCAUCUCCACACCUGAGGUGGUAAUGAGGUAUCCGAGGAAGGAGACGGACUGUUGGAAAAACAGAUACUUUUCUGCCUUGUCAUAAAGGUCAUGUUCCAACAGUCGGGCCAGCACUUUGCGAACCAGGGACACAUGCUCGGCGCGCGUAGCAGAAUACACCAGAAUGUCAUCGAUGUAGACCACUACACCGCGACCAAGUAUGUCCUGAAACACCUCAUUCACAAAGGACUGGAAGACUGAUGUAGCAUUCAUCAAACCGUACAGCAUCACCAGGUAUUCGUAAUGCCCCGUGGUGGUGCUGAAUGCUGUCUUCCACUUGUCCCCCUCUCGGACAUGCACCAGGUUGUACGCACUCCGGAGAUCUAAUUUUGUGAAGAAGCGCGCCCCAUGCAUUGACUCGAUCACAGAUGGAAUGAGGGGUAGAGGAUAACUAAAUCGUAUCGUCCCCUUGUUCAGUGAUCGGGCUGAAUCACCGCCUGGUACGACAACUGCACCGCCCGCAACCCCAGGGCUCUCCAGAGGGUGGUGCGGUCUGCCGAACGCAUUACCGGGGGCAAACUACUCGCCCUCCAAGACACAUACAGCACCCGAUGUCACAGGAAGGCCAAAAAGAUCAUCAAGGACAUCAACCACCCGAGCCACUGCCUGUUCACCCCGCUAUCAUCCAGAAGGCGAGGUCAGCACAGGUGCAUCAAAGCUGGGAACGAGACAAUUAAAAACAGCUUCUAUCUCAAGGCCAUCAGACUGUUAAAUAGCCAUCACUAGCACAUUAGAGGCUGCUGCUGCCUAUUGAAAUCACUGGCCACUUUAAGAAAUGGAAUGCUAGUCACUUUAAUAAUGUUUACAUAUCUUGUACUACUCAUCUCAUAUGUAUAUACUGCAUUCUAUUCUAUCAUAUUCUACUGUAUCUUAGUCCAUGCCGCUCUGUGCCAUUGCUUGUCCAUAUAUGUAUAUAUUCUUAAAUUCCAUUCCUUACUAGAUUUGUGUGGAUUGGGUAUAUGUUGUGAAAUUGUUCGAUAUUACUUGUUCGAUAUUACUGCACUGUCGGAGCUAGAAGCACAAGCAUUUCGCUACACCCGCUACAACAUCGGCUAAACACGUGUAUGUGACAAAUACGAUUUUAUUUUAUUUUAUUUGAUCGGUAAUCAACACAAGGGCGCAGACCUCCGUCUUUCUUCUUCACAAAAAAGAAACUUGAGGAGGCGGGCGAAGUGGAGGGACGUAUAAACUCCUGGCGCAGGGACUGAGACAUAUGUCUCCACAGCCUCCGUUUCAGCUUGUGACAGGGGAUACACAUGACUCCUUUAUCGCGCAAUCCCCACCCGAUGAGGUGGUAAUUUGGUCGCCUGCGUUUUGGAAAACGCAUGCGCCAAAUCGAGGUAUUCGGGGGGAAUGGGCACGGUGGAGGUACUGGAAUGUAUAGGGGAACCAAGGUAAUGCCUAGACUAUGUGAAAAUGACCUGUCCAUAAAGUUCCCAGCUGUGCCUGAAUCGACCAGUACCUUACACUGGGGAACUAUAAUGUAAUCAGGAAAGUGGAUGGGUAGGGUACAGUGUGCAGCAGAGGGCUCUGAACGAGUGUGGGUGUUUGAUACCUGGGGUGAAGCGAGAGUGCCCUGCCUGCCGCGUCCAGACCCAAAAGAACGCUGACGACAUCGUGCAGUUUCAUGAUGCAGCUCCAUCAGCUCAUGAUCCGGGUUGGGGGGGUGUGGAACGGGCAGGCCCCCCUCCAGGACGUCCUCUGGCCACCAGCAGGUUGUCCAACCGGAUGGCCAUGUCCACCAGUUGAGUGAAGGACAACAUGGUGUCCCGGCAGGCUAGCUCCCUUCGGACGUCCUUCCGUAGAUGGCACCGGAAGUGGUCGAUGAGGGCCCGCUCGUUCCACCUGGACCCAGCUGCUAGAGUCCGGAACUCCAGGGCGAAGUCCUGCGCAGUCCUUGUCCCCUGCCUCAGGUGGACCAGCCGCUCGCCCGCCUCUCUACCCUCGAGCGGGUGAUCGAAGACAGCCCGAAAGAGGCAAGCGAACUCCCCGUAGUUGUCCAAUGCAGUUCCUCCUUCAUUCCAGGGCUUUCCCCGAGAGGCAGGAGACGAGGGCGGACAACUUCCCGCUCCGAUGGGGCCGGGCUGAUGCUUGAAUAGUAUAGCUCCAGUUGGAGGAGGAAUCCCUGGCAGAGAGCAGCUGUCCCGUCGAAAUCCCGGGGUCGAGAUAUAUGGAUCCCUCUCGGUGCUGGGGUGUGGGUGGCUGGAUCCGGUCGCCCAGCUGGUCCCGACAGAUCGGGUCCUCUCCUCUCCAGGCGUUGGACGACCUGGAGAACCCGAUCCAUCGCUUCUCCCAAGCAGGCCAGCAUCGUCAACCCGUGCCACGACUCCAGGCAUAUGCUCCUCUCCUGCUGACUCCAUGGCGGUGUGUGAUUCUGUGAUUCUGUGAUUUGAAGGAGUCAGGUGCAGGAGUAAAUAAACGAUCAUCACACCAAGACAACGGGGGUGUAUAAUAAACAAGACAAAACCAAUGGAAUGAUGAGAUGAGGAGCGGCAGCGGCUAGAAGGCCAGUGACGAUGAACGCCGAAACCUCCCCGAACCAGGAGAGGAGGCAACUUCGAAGGAAAGUUGUGACACCUUGGCACACAUCUGCCAGAGUCGGCACCGGUUUUAAAUCCGGCCCACUGCCCUUUGACUCAUGAAUGACUGUCUAUUUUUGACACAUUCAUUCCGUGUGGUUACAGGGUUAAUUCCGCGUAGGGUUACAGGGUUAAAACAGAAACAACUCAACAACUAAUUUCACCCGCACAGCUGAUCUCAAAUUGCAACCAUUAUUGGUCACCUCAUUACCUCUCCCUAAAAGAUCAUGUUGGUGUUACCUUAGUCGGAGAUCUGUAUAUGAUGACGAGAUGCUCCUGUCUCCGCCCUAACAAUAGGAGUCAUUGUCCCAAAGGCAGGAAGGCAGGCGACAAGCUUAGGUCUGCAUAUUAAGCCCAUAGAAACGCAUUGGGCUUAUUCUGGACAGAUUUUGAGUCAACCCUCUCGCUUCGCCUCUUCCUCUCUGCCUUAGUCCUGCUUGCAACCAAAAGUCUUUAAAGAUAUGUUGGCCCUCUGGUUGGUAUUGUCAUGGGAACAACAGCCCUUUUUGAACAGAUUAAGGGAGAUUUAUCUAUUUGACAAUCAUUCUGUACAAUAUAAAUAAAGUAUUUCCUUGUUUUUCACGGCAAAUCUACUGUGGCAAUUUACUUGAUAUUUCAUAUGAACGGAAACCAAUGUUGGUGUAGCCUAAUGUUAUUUUAUUUGUUAUCAACAGUGUCUGUCGUGGUCAUUUCUUAUCAAGAUCAGGUGUAAAAUAUCCCUGGAUAUUGAAAUGUGGAACUAAAUCAGGUCAAUCAGGGGGAUUGAGCAAUUUGUGCCAGAAGGGCUGGAAUCUGACACUGUAGGCCCAGGCCAGUGAGUGUGGAAGAGGUGAAACAAUUGUUGUUGUCUAUCAACAAUGACAAGCCACCAGGGUCUGAUAACUUGGAUGGAAAAUUACUGAGGACAAUAGCGGACGAUAUUGCCACUCCUAUUUGUCAUGUCUUCAAUUGAAGCCUACUAGAAAGUGUGUGCCCUCAGGCCUGGAGGGAAGCACAAGUUAUUCCCCUACCUAGGGAUAGUAAAGACCCCUUUACUGGCUCAAACAGCCGACCAAUCAGCCUGUUACCAACACUUAGUAAACUUUUGGGGGAAAAAUGGUGUUUGACCAGAUACAAUGCUAUUUUACAGUGAACAAAUUGACAACAGACUUUCAGCACGCUUAUAGGGAAGGACAUUCAUCAAGCACAGCACUUACACAAAUGACUGAUGAUUGGCUGAGAGAAAUUGAUGAUAAAAAGAUUGUGGGGGUUGUUUUGUUAGACUUCAGUGCGGCUUUUGACAUUAUCGAUCAUAGUCUGUUGCUGGAAAAACGUAUGUGUUAUGGCUUUACACCCCCUGCUAUAUUGUGGAUAAAGAGUUACCUGUCUAACAGAACACAGAGGGUGUUCUUUAAUGGAAGCCUCUCCAACAUAAUCCAGGUAGAAUCAGGAAUUCCCCAGGGCAGCAGUCUAGGCCCCUUACUUUUUUCAAUCUUUACCUACGACAUGCCACUGGCUUUGAGUAAAGCCAGUGUGUCUAUGUAUGCGGAUGACUCAACACUAUACACAUCAGCUACUACAGCAACUGAAAUAACUGCAACACUUAACAAAGAGCUGCAGUUAGUUUCAGAGUGGAGAAGGAUAAGUUAUUCCUAAAUAUUUCUAAAAUUAAAAGCAUUGUAUUUGGGACAAAUCAUUCACUAAACCCUAAACCUCAACUAAAUAUUGGAAUGAAUAAUGUGGAAAUUUAGCAAGUUGAGGUGACUAAACUGCUUGCAGUAACCCUGUAUUGUAAACUGUCACGUUCAAAACAUAUUGAUACAACAGUAGCUAAGAUGGGGAGAAGUAUGUCCACAAUAAAGCGUUACUCUAACUUCUUAACAGCACUAUCAACAAGGCAGGUCCUACAGGCCCUAGUUUUGUCGCACCUAGACUACUGUUCAGUCGUGUGGUCUGCCUUGGCAGCAGCUAAUGGGGAUCCAUAAUAAAUACAAAUAAAAAUUCUAAAUCUUGACCUCAGCUUACACUUGACACUUGUAUGUAGCUUUAGUGGAGACCAAUAUCUAUCCUGUGUUAUUAAGCUAUAUAAGACGAUGGUUGUUGAUGUUUAUGGCUGUAUUUCAGAUACAUUUUUGUACAUUUGAAUGUUGCGGUAAUAGUAGCUAGGCGUUUGAGCGAGUGAGAGAGAAAAUUAUUUUGACAGCAAGCCCUGAUCCCAAUGACUUGCAUGGAGAGAAAGAGAACUGCUCUUUUUUUAGGGACUCACGAGGCUCAUUUGAAUUUUUUGACCAAUUUUAUGCUGCAUUUCAAUUUGCAAAAAAACAGGUGUUUCACAUUAGUUUCCUAUCAGAUUACUGGCACAGUGAAAGCACCUGGAUAAAGGUUCAUGUUGUCUUUUGAUACACAAAAGAGAGGAGGCACAACUUUCUCUCUCUCUCUCUCUCUCUCUCUCUCUUAUCAGACAAUGUGAUUUAUAGUAGCUGGAUGGCUGCCCAGGUAAUCUGAGGAGGUGAGGCUUGUAUAGUCAAAAGUAGUGCACUAUAUAGGGAAUAGGGUGCAUUCCAGUGGCAGCCCAACAACAAGUCAAUCCAUUACUCUUUGCAUGCCAUGCCAGUAAUUCAGGAAGUGUCACCAUAUCUCUGUUGGCUUAUAAAACCACAACACACCUGUGGCCAAGCAAAGACAAGAGACAGGAACAAUGUUUCAAAGCAUCACAGGAAUACCAACAAGUAUGCAGAGAUGUCAGGAGUGUCUCAUAAACAGCAGUCACAUACAGGAGUGUUACACACACACACACACACACACACACACACACAUACACACACGCACAAAGUCAACACUGCACGUGUUUAAUGAUAACCAUGCGAGCAGAAGGAAAAAGUAAACUUGAAAGUGUUCCGUCCGUCGUUAAUCUACAUUUAAUCCCGGUUUACUCGCAGAUGAUAAUCCCAGAUCCUGGUUUUUCCGACUCACCCUGGAAUCCAGGAUGGAGGGUUUAAUUAGCCAAUCCCACGUCAGGAAUUCCCUGGAAAUGGAAAAGAAUGUUCCUGCCCGUUGAGGAGAUUCGGGAAUUUAGUGUAAGAACACCCUGUGUGUGAGACCCAAAUGACACCCUUUUCCCUUUAUAGUGCCCUUAGGGUUCCCUUAGGGCUCUGGUCAAAAGUAGUGCACUAUAUAGGGGAUGGGGUGCCAUUUGGCAUGCAUCCUUAAACUCAUUGACUUCUGAGACUACUGUUCAAAUACCAGCGCACAAAUCAAAAAACAUUGAUGCAUUGGGGGCUGGCUACGGCUAGGAGGUGGAACUACUGCCAAGUCAAAUACUUACACAGGUAAAAAGGCAAAACAGUGUAGAAAACUUGUGGUUCAAUCUGUCCUUCAUCAGUGGUUAUAUUGAAGAGGAAAUCACGGUCAGCGUUGGAGACCAGAACACAAAAUAAUGAGCCACCCCCACUACAAAAACGUUUUUAAUGCAAACAGACCCAGAGGCAGACACAGAGCACAGGCCCUAUGGUCCGGACGCCAGAGGCUUCCCCUCAAAUAGCAACACUAAGAUCCUGUGUGGAAGGUUCAUAUGAAGAAUGUCCAAUGGCACCCUGUACCCUACAUACAGUAGUGCACUACGUUUGACCAGAGCCCUAUGGCAUUUGGGACGCGACCGAAGGUUCAUAUGAAGCAAGACAUAUGUUUAUGCUACAGUAGUUAGUAUAAAACCCUGUUCCAACAUUUGUAAUAUAUAUUAUCCUUUUAUAACUACCCUAUAGCUCUAAUACAACUACAAAGUCAUUUGUAAUAUAUAUUAUCCUUUUCAUUGUGGCACCACUUAUACAACUAUAGGAGACCCCUCUUACCCUCUGAAAUGCCAUUGAGUCUUGAUCUGUGUCCCAAAUGGCGCCCCAUUCCCUACAUACAGUAGUACCGUGGGCCCUGUAUGAAAUAAAUCCACUAUAUAAUUAAAAGGGUGGCAUUUGGAACAGGCCCAUUGAGUCUUGGUGUUGCCUGUUUAACAGGCAAGGUAUCAACUCCACCCUCUCCAGAGUUGGCCGUUCUUCUCUCUGCUAUCAUGCUGGCUCCACCUCUCACCCAUAGCAGAGGACUGGGUACCGUAGCAGGGUAACUUUUUAUAACCACUGCCGUGCCAGAAGGUUCCUUGGCUCAGGAUAAUAUAGAUAAAUGCUGUUUGAAAAAGUUGUUCUGACGUGUUUGUCAGAAUAUGAGUCAUAUAUCUCAAAGUUAUAAAUUCUCUGGAAGAAGAAAGCUGUCUUUUAGAAUAACAGGGAAGGAGUUUCAUUGUGACAGUGUUUCUGGUUGUAGGACAGUGUUCCUGGUGGUAGGACAGUGUUCCUGGUGGUAUGACAGUGUUUCUGGCAAUAGGACAGUGUUCCUGGUGGUAGGACAGUGUUCCUGGCAAUAGGACAGUGUUCCUGGUGGUAGGACAGUGUUCCUGGCAAUAGGACAGUGUUCCUGGUGGUAUGACAGUGUUUCUGGCAAUAGGACAGUGUUCCUGGUGGUAGGACAGUGUUCCUGAUGGUAGGACAGUGUUCCUGGUGGUAGGACAGUGUUCCUGGUGGUAGGACAGUGUUCCUGGUGAUAGGACAGUGUUCCUGGCAAUAGGACAGUGUUCCUGGUGGUAGGACAGUAUUCCUGGUGGUAGGACAGUGUUUCUGGCAAUAGGACAGUGUUCCUGGCAAUAGGACAGUGUUCCUGGUGAUAAGACAGUGUUCCUGGUGGUAGGACAGAGUUCCUGGUGGUAGGACAGUGUUUCUGUCCUCUGCCAUGGCUGAAUGUUGGCAGUUCUCCUCUAUGCUAUCAUGCUGGCUCUACCUCUCACCCAUAGCAGAGGACUGGGUACCGUAGCAGGGUAACCUUUUAUAACCACUGCCGUGCCAGAAGGUUCCUUGGCUCAGGAUAAUAUAGAUAAAUGCUGUUCGAAAAAGUCGUUCUGACGUGUUUGUCAGAAUAUGAGUCAUAUAUCUCAAAGUUAUAAAUUCUCUGGAAGAAGAAAGCUGUCUUUUAGAAUAACAGGGAAGGAGUUUCAUUGUGACAGUGUUUCUGGUUGUAGGACAGAGUUCCUGGUGGUAGGACAGUGUUCCUGGUGGUAUGACAGUGUUUCUGGCAAUAGGACAGUGUUCCUGGUGGUAGGACAGUGUUCCUGGUGGUAGGACAGUGUUCCUGGUGGUAGGACAGUGUUCCUGGUGGUAGGACAGUGUUCCUGGUGGUAGGACAGUGUUCCUGGUGGUAGGACAGUGUUCCUGGUGGUAGGACAGUGUUCCUGGCAAUAGGACAGUGUUCCUGGCAAUAUGACAGUGUUUCUGGCAAUAGGACAGUGUUCCUGGUGGAAGGACAGUGUUCCUGGCAAUAGGACAGUGUUCCUGGAAAUAGGACAGUGUUUCUGGCAAUAGGACAGUGUUCCUGGUGGUAGGACAGUGUUUCUGGUGGUAGGACAGUGUUCCUGGUGGCAGGACAGUGUUCCUGGUGGCAGGACAGUGUUCCUGGUGGCAGGACAGUGUUCCUGGCAAUAGGACAGUGUUGUUGGCGGAAGCGCAAAUCCACAGAAAUACCAUGUACUUUACCAUAUUAUACCACCAGGGGCACAACGUUCACUGGGGACGCAUCUUUGUCCCCCCCCCCCAGUUUUAUCAUUUGAAUGUGAUACAAAACAGGGCUACGGUUUGCUUUAGGACCAUGCGGACGCCUCCGAGCGGUCGGGUAGGCUAUUUGGAGUGUUUAUCUGACUGGAUAGAUUAAAACUUUAUUUCAAAAUCCAAAGUGGUGCCCCUGUAUACCACUAACCACUCUACAGCACCCCACAGGCUCUACUACCCCUAACCCCAUUACCCCUAACUCACCCCCCAUUACCCCUAACUCACCCCCCACACUACCCUAAUCACCCCCCACUACGCCCUACUCACCCCCAUUACCCCUAACUCACCCCCCAGACCCGAAACCCCCCACUACCCAAACCCCCCACUACCCAACCACCCCCCAAACUACCCCCCAAUCCGAAACCCCAACUAAAACCCCCCACGACCCCACAACCCCAAUACCCCUAACUCAACCCCCCAUUACCCUAAACUCACCCCCCCCUACCAACUAACCCCCCCCCUAACUCACCCCCCACUACCCCUAACUAACCCCCCCCCACACCCCAAUAACUCAUAAACCAAAAAACCGAACAAAACAACAGAAAACAAAAAAAACUCAAAAUAAAAACCCCAACCCCCCACAAAAACCCUAAAAACCCCCAAAAACCCCCACAAAACCCCCCCAAAAAAAAAAAAAAGAAAAAAAGAAAAACCAAAAACCAAACAACCCGAACUCACCCCCCAUCCCAAACAACCCAAAACCAAACAAACCCUAAACCAGAACCCACCAUAUAAAUAAACCCCAAUACCCUAAUAACCACUCAUAAUAAACACUACCAACCCCCAACCACCCCAAACUCACCCCCACAGACCCAAUACACCCCCACACCCAACCACCCCACUAACCCGAACCACCCCCAAAACCCUAACACCCCCAUAACCCCAAACUACCCCCACCUAAAUAACCACCAUAAAACCACCCAACACACCCUAACUCACCCCCCACAAACCCCAACCACCCCCCAACACCAAACUCACCCCCACACCCUAACACCCCCAUACACAACCACCCCAAACCCCUAACUCACCCCCCACUACCCUAAUCACCCCCCACACCCUAACUCACCCCCACACCCGACCACCCAAUACCCCAACCCACCCCCCACUACCCCGAACUCACCCCCCAUACCCCGAACCACCCCCACUACCCCAACUCACCCCCCCAGUACCCCUAACUAACCCCCCACUACCCCUAACUCACCCCCACUACCCUAAUCCACCCCCACUACCCCAACCACCCCACUACCCCGAACCACCCCCCUACACCCUAACUCACCCCCACUACCCCUAACGCACCCCCACUACCCCGAACCACCCCCCGACUGACCCCAACUCACCCCCCUACUACCCCUAACUCACCCCCAUGACCCCUAACCACCCCCCACACCCCUAACUCACCCCCCACUACCCCUACUCCCCCCCCACUACCCCUAACUCACCCCCCUACUUACCCCUAACUCCCCCCUACUACCCCUAACUCACCCCCCAUUACCCUGGCCUACCCCCCGAGUCAUAAAUCUCUUCCACCUGUAUUGUAAUCCUGUAUUGUAUUUUACAGUAUUGUACGUGUAUUGUAGUGGUCCUGUUUGUUGCUCAGUUCAUAAGAGCAUGGCACUAGCAACACCAGAGUUGCGGGUUCGAUUCCCACUGGGGUCACAUACCAAAAUGUAUUGGCUGUUGUCACUUAGGAUAAAAGUGUCUGCUACGUAAAUGGCAUAUAUUACAGUAUUACAGUACUGUAUUGGCCUAUAUUACGGUAUUACAGUACUGUAUUGGCCUAUAUUACGGUAUUACAGUACUGUAUUGGCCUAUAUUACGGUAUUACAGUACUGUAUUGGCCUAUAUUACAGUAUUACAGUACUGUAUUGACUUAUAUUACGGUAUUACAGUACUGUAUUGACUUAUAUUACGGUAUUACAGUACUGUAUUGACCUAUAUUACGGUAUUACAGUACUGUAUUGACCUAUAUUACGGUAUUACAGUACUGUAUUGGCCUAUAUUAUGGAAUUACAGUACAGUACUCGGAGCGCUACGGACAAUUCCUUUGACUUCAUGGCUUGGUUUUUGCUCUGACAUGCAUUGUCAACUGUGGGACCUUAUAUAGACAGGUGUGUGACAAAUCAUGUCCAAUCAAUUGAAUUUACCACAGGUGGACUCCAAUCAAGUUGUAGAAACAUCUUAAGGAUGAUUAAUGGAAACAGGAUGCACCUGAGCUCAAUUUCGAGUCUCAUAGCAAAGGGUCUGAAUACUUAUGUAAAUAAGGUAUUUCUGUUUAUUAUUUUUUAUAAAUUUGCAAACAUUUCUAAAAACCGGUUUUUGCUUUGUCAUUAUGGAGUAUUGUGUGUAGAUUGAUGAGGAAAAUGUUUUAUUUAAUCCAUUUUAGAAUAAGGCUGCAACGUAACAAAAUGUGGAAAAAGUCAAGGGGUCUGAAUACUUUCCGAAUACACUGUAUUGCAAUGUGUAUGAAAAUGUAUGCACUCACUAACUGUAAGUCACUCUGAAUAAGAGCGUCUGCUAAAUGACUAAAAUGUAAAAAAAUGUAAAAAAUUAAGUUUGGUGUUGUACUAAGUCAAUUGAAAAUGUGCUUAGAGUUUUGAAACAACUUCCCUUUUGUUGAUCUGUUUUGAGUUUUGUACUAAGAGUUGUGAAAAUUGACCACAUACUUGUGAAAAUUGCACCAAAAGCGAUAAAAAUAAAACUGUCAUGAAGAUAAAAUGACUUACAAACCUCUCCAGAAAAACUCCAUGGUUGUAUCCUCAGCCUGGUCUCAUAGACCAGACGUAGCAUAAUAAAUGUAAAUCCAGGACCCUCAAAUUAGGAUGAUAUGUUACGUUUGGUAUGGUUACAUGAGGCAGGUGGUUACUUAAGGCCAAAAUGAAAGUAGGGUGGGUGGUUGGUUGGUCAGUGUGAAUGGAUGGAUGGACGGGGGCAACCUAAAGGUUGUAUGUUCGAAUCUCAUCACGGACAACUUUAGCAUUUAGACCCAUGGGGCGGCGCGCAAUUGGCCCAGCGUCGUCCAGGGUAGGGGAGGGAAAGGCCGGCAGGGAUGUAGCUCAGUUGGUAGAGCAUGGCGUUUGCAACGCCAGGGUUGUGGGUUCGAUUCCCACAGGGGGUAUGAAAAAAAUGAAUAAUGUAUGCACUCACUAACUGUAAGUCGCUCUGGAUAAGAGCGUCUGCUAAAUGACUAAAAUGUAAAAUGUAAAAAUGUUAGCUAAUUAGCAAGGGUUGUGGGUUCGAUUCCCACGGGGGGCCAGUAUGAAAAUGUAUGCACUCACUAACUGUAAGUCGCUCUGAAUAAGAGCGUCUGCUAAAUGACUAAACUGUAAACUGUACUUUUUAGCUACUUUGUAACUACUUAACAUGUUAGCUAACCCAUCCCCUAACCUUAACCCUAACUCCUAUCCUAGCUAAUGUUAGCCACCUAGCUAAUGUAGUAUCGAGUAAAUACUGGCAAUUAUUGCUGAUAAACAAAGGAGUCCGCUCAUACUGAACCUUUGAUCAUAAGUUUAUUCAUAUCACAAGAUUCCAGCAUAAGUGACGGAUGUCAUGACACCCGGAGAGCAGUGUCCUCGAAUUGUAAUGUCUGCUCUAACCUCUUCUUCAUCUAGCAUAUACUUAUAAACAAUGCAAAAAUAUGGGUUGCUCCCUCUGCUGUCCAAUCACCUGUCUCCCCUGGGGCGUCACCCUACAAAUGGCUACUUUUGAACUAAGAUAAACAUCCCCUCUUUGUUCCUCUAGAAUAGUCAUAAUCUUAAUACACUACAUUCCCCCCUUCGAGACGAACUAAAAGUCUCGAAAACAAACAAAACAGGAUUAUGACAAGUAACAAUUUAUCUUAUUGAGUAUCUUUAACAUUAAACCAAAAAACAUUUUUCUCUAGAGUGUAAAUACCUUUCUAUGAAAUAUGAAUAACUGUUUAUGAAGUGUGAAUACAUCACUAUGAAAUAUGAACAAAUCUUUAUGAAGUGUGAAUACAUUACUAUGAAAUAUGAACACAUCUUUCUGGAGUGUAAGAGCGAAAAACUGUCUGGCAGCCAUCUUUCCAGAUAUCCAUCCAUCAAUCAAGACAGUAAAAUUCUCUCACGGUCCCUCUGCCCCAGGCAACCACCUAGGUACUCCCGAUGAGCUCAUAAAUCCUUAUCAAUGCAUUUGAAACUAUGAUGCAAUUAAAUACACAUGUAAGCCCCUGCAAACAAAAUACUAUCCAAAAUGUCCACUCUAAGGCUGGUCAACCCAUCGGACCCUAUAGUGGACCUCUAUCCCUGCCUAGACUCCCUGUCCCUAAGCAUUCACGAAAUAAACAAAAACAUCUAAGAUCCCCACAUCUAUUCAAUAACAUCAAAUAUCCUUCUACAAAAAUUAAUACCUAAGAAUAUGACACAAAUUAUGUAUUACACAUGCAAAUAUGUCUAUAUUUCAUUGCAGACACUGGAAUGUAGUCCACUACACUUCAUCUCCUCCGUAGUCUCCUCUUCCAAUGCAUUGUUGAUGAUGGAAUCGGAAUCUUUCCACACCUUCCUUGCUCCAUCUCCUCCAGUCAUUCUCCUUUCAUAUUGUCCCUUCAUAUUGUCCUUGUUUGAGUAUUUCCAUCUCUACAUAUUCCCCCAAAUGCUUCUGGAAGAAAAGAAAAGACCAAACAGUAUAUUUUGCAAAACAACACUUUCAAAUUAAACAUCAAUAUCAACUAAGAAUACGUUAGCGUUAGCCACCAUUACCCACAACAAAUCGGAAUUUGUAAUAUAUCAUAUGUUUUGCAAAUUCGUAACAUAUUGUAUGAAUUGCGAUUUCGUAGCAUAUCAUACAAAUUGUAAUUCUUGACAUAUCACACAAAAUGGAUGAUGGACAUCCACAAAUUAAUACAUACCAUACAAAACCUACUUCUUACCAGAACGCUAUGGCCAACUCUACAGGCCCUGGUCAAAAGUAAUGCACUACAUAGGGAAUAGGAUGGCAUUUGAAAUACAGAAUACCAACCUGGACUCAAGGGUAGACAUAACAUAUUAAAAGGAAAACCAGAACACGCCAAUUAGAAUGAUAUGUUAUGGUGGUAAUAAUAAUAAUAAUAUGCCAUUUAGUAGACGCUUUUACCCAAAGCGACUUACAGUCAUGUGUGCAUACAUUUUUACGUAUGGGUGGUCCCGGGGAUCGAACCCACUACCUUGGUAUUACAAGCGCCGUGCUCUACCAAUUGAGCUACAGAGGACACGUUAUUUGGACAGUCCAUCUGUAGCUGCUCAAAAGACUAUCUGCGGACUAUCAGUAAUAUUUAAAUCUACUAACCCUAACCCAUAUCUUAACCCUUACCCUACCCCUAACCCUAACCCAGUAUUAAUUUUGGCACUCUUAUUAAAAUGUAGUCUAGUCUUAGUCAUUUUGACUAAAAUAUCAUUAAAUCGUUAGUCGUAUUUUUGUAAUUUGAAUAAUGAUUUCGUCUAGUUAUUGUUAAAGUGACAAAAACAGUCUAUCAUUUUAGUAAACUAAAUGCCCUUUAAUUCUUGUUACAUUUUAGUCCCAUAACAUUUGCAUUGCAUCUUUAACCUAUAGUAAACAUAAAUCCCUGACUUCCAUGUGCACAAACAUACAUACCCUUGUCCUACCAACAUAUUGUUCUGCAUAACAUCCUAUUUUUUCCCAAAAGCAGAAAUAUGACAAACAUAUAUUAGAAUAAUGUUAUAUUAUAUAAGAAUUAUCUGGCCAUGUAAAUCCCUAAUUCAGCUUACAUGUAUAUUAUACAUUACAAACAAAUCAAACAGACACACACAAGUAGUGAUGUAAAUGUAAAUGUAGAGAGAGAGAGAGAGAGAGAGAGAAUCACCAGAUGGUGCCUUAAGAAAGUAUUCAUAUCCCUUCAUUCCCUUAUAUUCCCUUAUUUCAUUUGACUUUAUUCCAAAUGUUGUGUUUUCUCACCCAUCAUCUGCACACAAAUCAAAUCAAAUCAAAUCAGAUGUUAUUUGCCAUAUUCGCCGAAUACAACAGGUGUAGUAGACCUUACAGUGAAAUGCUUACUUUACAAGCCCUGAACCAGCAAUGCAGUUUCAAGAAAAGAAAAAAAGUGUUAACUAAAAAAUUGAUAAGUAAAAAAUAAUUAAAGAGCAGCAGUAAAAUAAAACAACAGUAGGGAGGCAAUAUACAGGGGGGUACCGGUACAGAGGCAAUGUGCACCGGUUCAUCAAAGUAAUUGAGAUAAUACGUACAUGUAGGUAGAGUUAAAGUGACUAUGCAUAGAUAAUAAACAAAAUAGCAGCAGCGUAAAAUAGGGGGUGGGGUGGGGGGGGACAAUGCAAAUAGUCCGGGUAGCCAUGAUUAGCUGUACAGGAGUCUUAUGGCUUGGGGGUAGAAGCUGUUAAGAAGCCUUUUGGACCUAGACUUGGCGCUCCGGUACCGCUUGUCGUGCGGUAGCAGAGAAAACAGUCUAUGACUAGGGUGGCUGGAGUCUUUGACAAUUUGUAGGGCCUUCCUCUGACUCCGCAUGGUAUAGAGGUCCUGGAUGGCAGGAAGCUUGGCCCCAGUGAUGUACUGGGCCGUACACACUACCCUCUGUAGUGCCUUGCGGUCGGAGGCCGAGCAGUUGCCAUACCAAGCGGUGAUGCAACCACUCAGGAUGCUCUUGUUGGUGCAGCUGUAUAACUUUUUGAGGAUCUGAGGACCCAUGCCAAAUCUUUUCAGUCUCCUGAGGGGGAAUAGGCUUUGUCGUGCCCUCUUCACGACUGUCUUGGUGUGUUUGGACCAUGUUAGUUUGUUGGUGAUGUGGACACCAAGGAACUUGAAGCUCUCAACCUGGUCCACUACAGCCCUGUCGAUGAGAAUGGGGGCGUGCUCAGUCCUCUUUUUUUUCCUGUAGACCACAAUCAUCUCCUUUGUCUUGGUCACGUUGAGGGAGAGGUUGUUAUCCUGGCACCACACCACCAGGUCUCUGACCUCCUCCCUAUAGGCUGUCUCAUCGUUGUCGGUGAUCAGGCCUGCCACUGUUGUGUCAUCGGCAAACUUAAUGAUGGUAUUGGAGUCGUGCCUGGCCAUGCAGUCAUGGGUGAACAGGGAGUACAGGAGGGGACUGAGCAUGCACCCCUGAGGGGCCCCCGUGUUGAGGAUCAGCGUGGCAGAUGUGUUGUUACCAACCCUUACCACCUAGGGGCGGCCAUUCAGGAAGUCCAGGAUCCAGUUGCAGAGGGAGGUGUUUAGUCCCAGGGUCCUUAGCUUAGUGAUGAGCUUUGUGGGCACAUAAUGAGAAAACAUGUUUUUAGAAACAUGUUUUUAGAAAUAUUUGCAAUUUUAUUGAAAAUGAAGUACAGAAAUAUCUCAUUUACAUAAGUAUUCAUAUCCCUUUGCUAUGACACUCCGAAUUGUGCUCAGGUGCAUCUAAUUUCCAUUGAUCAUCCUUGAGAUGUCGCUACAACUUGAUUGGAGUCCACCUGUGGCCGAUUCAAAUGUUUGGAUGUGAUUUAGAAAGAAAAACACCUGUCUAUAUAAGGUCCCACAGUUGACAAUGUCAGAGCAGGAACUAUUCCAUGAAGUCCAUAGAAGGAACUGUCUGUAGAUCUCCGAGAUAGAAUUGUGAUGAGGCACCAGUCAAAAGUUUGGACACACCUACUCAUGCAAGAGUUUUUCUUGAUUUGUAAAAUUUUUCAAAUUGUAGAAUAAUAGUGAAGACAUCAAAACUAUGAAAUAACACAUAUGGAAUCAUGUCGUAAACAAGAAAGUGUUAAACAAAUCAAAAUAUAUUUUAUAUUUGAGAUUCUUGAAACAGCCACCCUUUGCAUUGAUGACAGCUUUGCCACCAAAGGUGCUGACAAAAAGUAUUGACCCAGGGAUGUGAAUAAUUAUGUAAAUGAGAUUUCUGUAUUUCAUUUUCAAUACAUUUGCUAACAUUUCAAAAAUAUAUAUUUUCACUUUGUCAUUAUGGGGUAUUGUGUUUGUGUGUAGAUGGGUGUGAGAAAAAAAGGCUGUACACAACAAAAUGUGGAAGAAGUCUAGGGGUAUGAGUACUUUCUUAAAGCACUGUAAAUCAAAUGAAAACGUGAUUGCCUCACAGCAAUGGGUCAGUAGGUGUGGUUCGCUCGGCACAGCAGACGACGGAUAGUGAUCAUGUGGAUUAAACUACAUUUAGCCUUGUCUCCAGGGAUUGUGCUUGGCUAGGCGCUGCUAUACCCUGAGCCAAAACCCUGACAGUGGAGCCAGAGGUUGUGUGCUAAAGGGCACCCUUUUCCCAACGUAGUGCACUAGCUUUGACCAGGGCCCAUAGGACUAUGGUCAAAAGUAGUGCACUAUAUAGGGAAUAUGGUGCCAUUUGGGACACUUCUAGAGAGAGAGAGAGAGAGAGAGAAAAAGACAGAUGAUGAAGAUGUGGUGGAGAGAACCAGUAGUCCCUGAUCCGCUGCCUUACUGUGGAGGAGAGAAACAGUAGUCCCUGAUCCGCUGCCUUACUGUGGAGGAGAGAGACAGUAGUCCCUGAUCCGCUGCCUUACUGUGGAGGAGAGAGACAGUAGUCCCUGAUCCGCUGCCUUACUGUGGAGGAGAGAACCAGUAGUCCCUGAUCCGCUGCCUCACUGUGGUGGAGAGAACCAGUAGUCCCUGAUCCGCUGCCUUACUGUGGAGGAGAGAAACAGUAGUCCCUGAUCCGCUGCCUUACUGUGGAGGAGAGAAACAGUAGUCCCUGAUCCGCUGCCUUACUGUGGAGGAGAGAACCAGUAGUCCCUGAUCCGCUGCCUUACUGUGGAGGAGAGAACCAGUAGUCCCUGAUCCGCUGCCUUACUGUGGAGGAGAGAACCAGUAGUCCCUGAUCCGCUGCCUUACUGUGGAGGAGAGAACCAGUAGUCCCUGAUCCGCUGCCUUACUGUGGAGGAGAGAACCAGUAGUCCCUGAUCCGCUGCCUUACUGUGGAGGAGAGAAACAGUAGUCCCUGAUCCGCUGCCUUACUGUGGAGGAGAGAAACAGUAGUCCCUGAGAUACUGCCUUACUGUGGAGGAGAGAAACAGUAGUCCCUGAUCCGCUGCCUUACUGUGGAGGAGAGAACCAGUAGUCCCUGAUUCGCUGCCUUACUUUGGAGGAGAGAAACAGUAGUCCCUGAUCCGCUGCCUUACUGUGGAGGAGAGAACCAGUAGUCCCUGAUCCGCUGCCUUACUGUGGAGGAGAGAAACAGUAGUCCCUGAUCCGCUGCCUUACUGUGGAGGAGAGAACCAGUAGUCCCUGAUCCGCUGCCUUACUGUGGAGGAGAGAAACAGUAGUCCCUGAUCCGCUGCCUCACUGUGGAGGAGAGAAACAGUAGUCCCUGAUCCGCUGCCUCACUGUGGAGGAGAGAAACAGUAGUCCCUGAUCCGCUGCCUUACUGUGGAGGAGAGAAACAGUAGUCCCUGAUCCGCUGCCUUACUGUGGAGGAGAGAACCAGUAGUCCCUGAUCCGCUGCCUUACUCUGGAGGAGAGAAACAGUAGUCCCUGAGAUACUGCCUUACUUUGGAGGAGAGAAACAGUAGUCCCUGAUCCGCUGCCUUACUGUGGAGGAGAGAAACAGUAGUCCCUGAUCCGCUGCCUCACUGUGGAGGAGAGAACCAGUAGUCCCUGAUCCGCUGCCUUACUGUGGAGGAGAGAACCAGUAGUCCCUGAUCCGCUGCCUUACUGUGGAGGAGAGAACCAGUAGUCCCUGAUCCGCUGCCUUACUGUGGAGGAGAGAACCAGUAGUCCCUGAUCCGCUGCCUUACUGUGGAGGAGAGAAACAGUAGUCCCUGAUCCGCUGCCUUACUGUGGAGGAGAGAACCAGUAGUCCCUGAUCCGCUGCCUUACUGUGGAGGAGAGAACCAGUAGUCCCUGAUCCGCUGCCUUACUGUGGAGGAGAGAACCAGUAGUCCCUGAUCCGCUGCCUUACUUUGGAGGAGAGAAACAGUAGUCCCUGAUCCGCUGCCUUACUGUGGAGGAGAGAACCAGUAGUCCCUGAUCCGCUGCCUUACUGUGGAGGAGAGAAACAGUAGUCCCUGAUCCGCUGCCUUACUGUGGAGGAGAGAACCAGUAGUCCCUGAUCCGCUGCCUUACUGUGGAGGAGAGAAACAGUAGUCCCUGAUCCGCUGCCUCACUGUGGAGGAGAGAAACAGUAGUCCCUGAUCCGCUGCCUCACUGUGGAGGAGAGAAACAGUAGUCCCUGAUCCGCUGCCUUACUGUGGAGGAGAGAAACAGUAGUCCCUGAUCCGCUGCCUUACUGUGGAGGAGAGAAACAGUAGUCCCUGAUCCGCUGCCUUACUGUGGAGGAGAGAAACAGUAGUCCCUGAUCCGCUGCCUUACUGUGGAGGAGAGAGACAGUAGUCCCUGAUCCGCUGCCUUACUGUGGAGGAGAGAAACAGUAGUCCCUGAUCCGCUGCCUUACUGUGGAGGAGAGAAACAGUAGUCCCUGAUCCGCUGCCUCACUGUGGAGGAGAGAAACAGUAGUCCCUGAUCCGCUGCCUUACUGUGGAGGAGAGAACCAGUAGUCCCUGAUCCGCUGCCUCACUGUGGAGGAGAGAACCAGUAGUCCCUGAGAUAUUGCCUUACUCGAUCCAUAUGGCAGGAAAUACCCACCUCACAGUUAUCAGGGAAGAGGAGAGAGAGGGAGAUCUACCCAUAAAGCAGUGGUGGGAAAAGUACUUGAUUGUUAUAUUUGAGUAAAAAAUAAAGAUACAUUAAGGUCGAUGUCCACUUAUCCCGAUGAAAUCGAAUUAGCAUUAAAAUCACAAUUUAACCAACACCCAUCUAUUGUUGUGACUACCUGGACCUACCAAUUGGUUUUGAAGUAUUGAAACCAAACCAUGUGGAUUUGAAUGAAAAGCAUUUGAAUAAACAUGAAAAGGUGAAUGUAAGAAGCGAACAUAAUUUUUAAAUAGGAUACAUGUCGUAUUAAAACAGCAUAUAAACACUCUAAAUGGGUCAGGAGCCAGACAGGGAGCCUAAGAAGGAACAAAAAUGAAUUAUUAAGGCUAUAUUAUUUCAAUAUAACCUACAAAGAAAUAUAUUGUGAAUUAGUAGCCAGUGCGACACAACAGGCUGAUAGGGACAUUAAGCGCUCAGCAUUUAAUCAACGUUUUGCUGUAUUAAAUCAUUAUAGUCUAUACAUUGCGCAUACAGGCCGUGACUUACUAAGAAUUAAAUACAAAUUCAACAAAAAAUGACUUUUAAAUUCAUUUUUUGAAUUCAUUUAGUAGAAACACGAGUUUGGCCAGUCUGUGGCUUUAGGCUAAUGCGAUGGUGCCUGGAGAGCCGGCCAGCAGCAGAGAACAUCCUCUCCAUGGUGCCUGGAGAGCUGGCCAGCAGCAGAGAACAUCCUCUCCAUGGUGCCUGGAGAGCUGGCCAGCAGCGGAGAACAUCCUCUCCAUGGUACCUGGAGAGCAGGCCAGCAGCGGAGAACAUCCUCUCCAUGGUACCUGGAGAGCAGGCCAGCAGUGGAGAACAUCCUCUCCAUGGUACCUGGAGAGCAGGCCAGCAGUGGAGAACAUCCUCUCCAUGGUACCUGGAGAGCAGGCCAGCAGUGGAGAACAUCCUCUCCAUGGUGCCUGGAGAGCCGGCCAGCAGCGGAGAACAUCCUCUCCAUGGUGCCUGGAGAGCUGGCCAGCAGUGGAGAACAUCCUCUCCAUGGUGCCUGGAGAGCAGGCCAGCAGCGGAGAACAUCCUCUCCAUGGUGCCUGGAGAGCAGGCCAGCAGUGGAGAACAUCCUCUCCAUGGUACCUGGAGAGCAGGCCAGCAGCGGAGAACAUCCUCUCCAUGGUGCCUGGAGAGCAGGCCAGCAGCGGAGAACAUCCUCUCCACGCUUGAAGAGCCACCGGGGAUACUAAACACCCUUUUGGCCACGCUUGCCAGGCUGGGCAGAGACACAGUUUUUUGUUUUUUUUGUUUCUAUAGGUAGGCCUAAAGGUUUUUAGGCAAAAUAACCCAAUCAAAACGGAAAGCUCCUUGAACGUGGGAAUAUACCAGGCCUAUUGAGCCAAAAUCAAUGAUGGCCUAUUGUAUAGAUAAUAGAACGAAAAUGAACGAAAUGUUUAAGAGAUCUGAUUUUUAGUUUAUAAAUACUUUGCUACAAUGACACAGUUAUCUACCCACCUCGUUCUUUUAGCAUGUGAACGUAGUAAGUACACCAUCAUGCUUUCGGGGUACGUGUCUUUUCAGAUUCCACAAUGAUUAUUUAGUCGUGGACACUACAUCACCACACUCUCUUGCUCUUGGUCCUCAUCUUCGUAAGUCACCUUGAUUUAGCACCUGUGUGUUUUAUCAGUUUCUUUAUGAAAAUAUUUAGUGAACUCCAUGACAGUAGCUAAAGCAAGGGGCUACAGCAGCACACAAGUAGACUACAGAUGCAUGCUGGGACGGAGCACGCUUUGAGUUCAGGAAGAGAACGCUACUGGAGAACUACUGGGGCCGAAUUGGAGCGGGCGAGAAGGCCGAAUUGGAGCGGGCGAGAAGGCCGAAUUGGAGCGGGCGAGAAGGCCGAAUUGGAGCGGGCGAGAAGGCCGAAUUGGAGCGGGCGAGAAGGCCGAAUUGGAGCGGGCGAGAAGGCCGACGCUCCAGUCUUUUGGAAUCUCGCUCCAGUCAAAUUGGGCUCCGCUCUUCGCUCCGGCUCCGCACUUCGCUCCGGCUCCGCUCCGCUCAAAUACUGGUACUGGUCUGAUGUCGGUACAGCUGAUCUGCCAACUUCUGUCUGAAAAUACGACCCCUCUGUGCAAUGAAAUGUUUGCAAAUGUAUAAAAAACAGAAAUACCUUAGUUACAUAAGUAUUCAGACCCUUUCCUAUGAGACUGGAAAUGGAGCUCAGGUGCAUCCUGUUUCCGUUGAUCAUCCUUGAGAUGUUUAUACAACUUGAUUGGAGUCCACCUGUGGUAAAUUCAAUUGAUUGGAAAUGAUUUGGAAAGGCACACACGUCUAUAUAAGGUCCCACAGAUGACAGUGCAUGUCAGAGCAAAAACCAAGCCAUGAGGUCGAAGGACAGCAUUGUGUCGAGGCACAGAUCUGGGGAAGGGCACCAAAAAAAUUCUGCAGCAUUGAAAGUCCUCAAGAACACAGUGGUCUCCAUCAUUCUAAAAUGGAAGAAGUUUGGAACCACCAAGUCUCUUUUUAGAGCUGGACUCCAUGCCAAUUUGAGCAAUCGGGGGAGAAGAGCCUUGGUCAGGGAGGUGAGCAAGAACCCGAUGGUCACUCUGACAGAGCUCUAGAGUUCCUCUGUGGAGAUGGGAGAACCUUCCAGAAGGACAACCAUCUCUGCAGCACUCCACCAAUCAGGCCUUUAUGGUAGAGUGGCCAGACGGAAGCCACUCCUCAGUAAAAGGCACACGACAGCCUGCUUGGAGUUUGCCAAAAGUCACCUAAAGACUCUCAGACCAUGGAAAACAAGAUUCUCUGGUCUGAUGAAACCAAGAUUGAACUCUUUGGCCCGAAUGCCAAGCAUCACGUCUGGAGGAAACCUGGCACCAUCCCUAAAGUGAAGCAUGGUGGUGGCAGCAUCAUGCUUUGGGGAUGUUUUUCAGUGGCAGGAUUGGGAGACUAGUCAGGAUCGAGGGAAAGAUGAACGGAGCAAAGUAGAGAGAGAUCCUUGAUGAAAACCUGCUCCAGAGCGCUCAGGACCUCAGACAGGGGCGAAGGUUCACCUUCCAACAGGACAACGACCCUAAGCACACAGCCAAGACAAUGCAUUAGUGGCUUCAGGACAAGUCUCUGAAUGUCCUUGAGUGGCCCAGCCAGAGCCCGGACUUGAACCCGAUCGAACAUCUCUGGAGAGCCCUGAAAAUAGCUGUGCAGAGCUUGUGCAGAGCUUGAGAGGAUCUGCAGAGAUGAAUGGGAGAAACUCCCCAAAUACAGUUGUGCCAAGCUUGUAGCGUCAUACCCAAGAAGACUUGAUGAUGUAAUCGUUACCAAAGGUGCUUCAACAAAGUAUUUGACCAGUAGUCUAUAUAUACAGUGGGGAAAAAAGUAUUUAGUCAGCCACCAAUUGUGCAAGUUCUCCCACUUAAAAAGAUGAGAGAGGCCUGUAAUUUUCAUCAUAGGUACACAUCAACUAUGACAGACAAAUUGAGGAAAGAAAUCCAGAAAAUCACAUUGUAGGAUUUUUAAUGAAUUUAUUUGCAAAUUAUGGUGGAAAAUAAGUAUUUGGUCACCUACAAACAAGCAAGAUUUCUGCCUGUAACUUCUUCUUUAAGAGGCCCCUCUGUCCUCCACUCGUUACCUGUAUUAAUGGCACCUGUUUGAACUUGUUAUCAGUAUAAAAGACACCUGUCCACAACCUCAAACAGUCACACUCCAAACUCCACUAUGGCCAAGACCAAAGAGCUGUGAAAGGACACCAGAAACUAAAUUGUAGACCUGCAACAGGCUGGGAAGACUGAAUCUGCAAUAGGUAAGCAGCUUGGUUUGAAGAAAUCAACUGUGGGAGCAAUUGUUAGGAUAUGGAAGACAUACAAGACCACUGAUAAUCUCCCUCGAUCUGGGGCUCCACGCAAGAUCUCACCCCGUGGGGUCAAAAUGAUCACAAGAACGGUGAGCAAAAAUCCCAGAACCACACGGGGGGACCUAGUGAAUGACCUGCAGAGAGCUGGGACCAAAGUAACAAAGCCUACCAUCAGUAACACACUACGCCGCCAGGGACUCAAAUCCUUCAGUGCCAGACGUGUCCCCCUGCUUAAGCCAGUACAUGUCCAGGCCCAUCUGAAGUUUGCUAGAGUGCAUUUGGAUGGUCCAGAAGAGGAUUGGGAGAAUGUCAUAUGGUCAGAUGAAACCAAAUAGAACUUUUUGGUAAAAACUCAACUCGUCGUGUUUGGAGGACAAAGAAUGCUGAGUUGCAUUCAAAGAACACCAUACCUACUGUGAAGCAUGGGGGUGGAAACAUCAUGCUUUGGGGCUGUUUUUCUGCAAAGGGACCAGGACGACUGAUCCGUGUUAAGGAAAGAAUGAAUGGGGCCAUGUAUCGUGAGAUUUUGAGUGAAAACCUCCUUCCAUCAGCAAGGGCAUUGAAGAUGAAACGUGGCUGGGUCUUUCAGCAUGACAAUGAUCCCAAACACACCGCCCGGGCAACGAAGGAGUGGCUUCGUAAGAAGCAUUUCAAGGUCCUGGAGUGGCCUAGCCAGUCUCCAGAUCUCAACCCCAUAGAAAAUCUUUGGAGGGAGUUGAAAGUCCGUGUUGCCCAGCGACAGCCCCAAAACAUCACUGCUCUAGAGAAGAUCUGCAUGGAGGAAUGGGCCAAAAUACCAGCAACAGUUUGUGAAAACCUUGUGAAGACUUACAGAAAACGUUUGACCUGUGUCAUUGCCAACAAAGGGUAUAUAACAAAGUAUUGAGAAACUUUUGUUAUUGACCAAAUACUUAUUUUCCACCAUAAUUUGCAAAUAAAUUCAUAAAAAAUCCUACAAUGUGAUUUUCCGGAGAAAAAAAAACUCAUUUUGUCUGUCAUAGUUGACGUGUACCUAUGAUGAAAAUUACAGGCCUCUCUCAUCUUUUUAAGUGGGAGAACUUGCACAAUUGAUGGCUGACUAAAUACUUUUUUUCCCCACAGUAUAUACACAUCUUUUUAAAAUAUAUUUUCCUUGAUUAUUUUCCACUAGCACUACCAACCCUCCCCUAAUCGGAGUAAACUAAUGAACAGCAACACUUAGGCUUCUACUUCCAGCUUAAACAUACUAUAUACAUUUUACAGACACAAGAGGGGAGGAGAGGGAGGCCUACCCAUCUAGAGAGGGGAGAGGAGAGGGAGGCCUACCUAUCUAGAGAGGGGAGAGGAGAGGGAGGCCUACCUAUCUAGAGAGAGGAGAGGAGAGGGAGGCCUACCCAUCUAGAGAGAGGAGAGGGAGGUCUACCCAUCUAGAGAUGGGAGUGAAUAAGCAAAUGGCGCCGGAGAAGAUGGCUGCCGUUUUACAGCCCUCUAACCAAUUGUACUAUUAUGUGUGUUUUUUCGCGUUAUUUGUAAUUUAUUCUGUACAUAAUGUUUCUGCCACCGUCUCUUAUGACCAAAAAGAGAUUCUGGAUAUCAGGACAGCGAUUACUCACCUCGUAUUGGACGAAGAUUUUUUCUUCAACGAGUUGGACACGAAGGAUAUUCUACAGACACCCGACAAGGCCCAAAUCUCUGUCAUUCGCAUGAGAAAGAGACUGAGAUAUCGUGGACAUACAGUGAGGGAAAAAAGUAUUUGAUCCCCUGCUGAUUUUGUACGUUUGCCCACUGACAAAGAAAUGAUCAGUCUAUAUUUUUAAUGGUAGGUUUAUUUGAACAGUGAGAGACAGAAUAACAACAACAAAAAAUCCAAAAAAACAAAUGUCAAAAAUGUUAUAAAAUGAUUUGCAUUUUAAUGAGGGAAAUAAGUAUUUGACCCCUCUGCAAAACAUGACUUAGUACUUGGUGGCAAAACCCUUGUUUUUGCAGAUCUUCUCCAAGUAAUUAAGGUUUCGAGGCUGACGUUUGGCAACUCGACCUUCAGCUCCCUCCACAGACUUUCUAUGGGAUUAAGGUCUGGAGACUGGCUAGGCCACUCCAGGACCUUAAUGUGCUUCUUCUUGAGCAACUCCUUUGUUGCCUUGGCGGUGUGUUUUGGGUCAUUGUCAUGCUGGAAUACCCAUCUACGACCCAUUUUCAAUACCCUGGCGAGGGAAGGAGGUUCUCACCCAAGAUUUGACGGUACAUGGCCCCGUCCAUCGUCCCUUUGAUGCGGUGAAGUUGUCCUGUCCCCAUAGCAGAAAAACACCCCCAAAGCAUAAUGUUUCCACCUCCAUGUUUGACGGUGGGGAUGGUGUUCUUGGGGUCAUAGGCAGCAUUCCUCCUCCUCCAAACACGACAAGUUGAGUUGAUGCCAAAGAGAUCCAUUUUAGUCUCAUCUGACCACAACACUUUCACCCAGUUCUCCUCUGAAUCAUUCAGAUGUUCAUUGGCAAACUUCAGACGGGCCUGUAUAUGUGCUUUCUUGAGCAGGGGGACCUUGCGGGCGCUGCAGGAUUUCAGUCCUUCAUGGCGUAGUGUGUUACCAAUUGUUUUCUUGGUGACUAUGGUCCCAGCUGCCUUGAGGAAAGGGGAAAGAAUGAAGCUCUAUCUCUGGGGAAAGAAACAAGCUCUAUCUCUGUAUAAACAGGUUGACUUCAUAGGAUGUUUCGGUUCACCUCUGGAAACCAGAAAAUCCUGCUUCUUCCUGUCAUGUCUCUUUAGUUGUGCUAGACUGGGAUCUCCUCCAUAUCCCCAGGUUUGUCCUGCAAUGAAAUGUGAAAACAAGACAUGACAAAGACAUUUUUUUUUUUUUUUUUUUUUUUUAUGUCAUUUUAGCAGACGCUCUUAUCCAGAACGACUUACAGGAGCAAUUAGGGUUAAGUGCCUUGCGCAAGGGCACAUCGACAGAUUUUUCACCUAGUCGGCUCGGGGAUUAGAACCAGCGACCUUUCGGUUACUGGCACAACGCUCUUAACCACUAAGCUACCUGCCGCCCCUAAUCUAUUAUCAUAGAUUAUAAUCAUUGAUGUAAAUUCAGUCAACAAUACAUUUGCAAAAUUCCGGUAACUUUUCCUAAAUGUUUUCCAUCAAUCCUGGUUGAAAGAUUCACGUAAUCAGGAGGGAAUACUGUAAUCAGGAAAUCCUCUGACCGGGAUGUCUGGAAAAUGUGGGAUUUUUGGGAAAGUUACUCACCAGUGUCUGUUAAUUUAAUUCACAAUAUUCCCCUCAGAUGCAUCACUUGGUGCAAAACAAUAACCAGCCCCAACCACCUGAAGCUCCCAUCAACACAGCAAAACGAACUGUGCAUUCCCCCCAGAAAAAACACAACAGAAUGACAGGUCAGCGGCAUGAUUUCAUAAAUGGCACCGUAUUCUUCUUAUAGUGCAUGGGUUAUAGUUAUGGGUUCUGGUCAAAAGUAGUGCACCAAAUAGAGAACAGGGUGCCAUUUUGGACGCAGAUAUGGUUCAUGAUGAGCGGUAACUGCUGGCACGUCAACCGCUAACACUUCCUCAGUGUAGCGUGCCAGCUUUAGCCUCUUGUUCUGUCAAAGCCAGGCUUAUUUUUUUCAGGGUUUUCCCACUCAUAAAAAUGCCGCUGUUUGGCUUGUUGUCUCCCGUCUUGACAGUUAUGAAUUGUGUCCCAAAUGGCACCCUGUUCUCUCCAUAGUGCACUACUGAUGACUAAUGUGAUGCACUAUGGGAAUUAGGGUGUCAUUUGGGACGCAGGCAGGGAGGUGGAGGGUUGUGUUGUUUACUGAUGGCUGGGUGCGUUGUGGUGUGUCUGUAAUGGGGUGUGUGUGUGUGUGUGUGUGAUUGGACAGGGAGACGGGGAGACGGGGAGACGGGGAUCAGUUGGUCGGUUGGUUGGGGAAUGAGCAGUAUGGAGAGUGACAGCUGAGAAGCUCGGUCGAAGGGAAACACAUCUGUCAUUGAUUUAACGUGUGGCCCAGUAAACAGACCUAUGGCGUGGGUGCAGAAUAUCGCUCACACACAACACACACACACACACACACACACACACACACACACACACACACACACACACACUCCACCCUCACACACGGCCCCACCCUCUUCCAACCAGGCCUACACACAGUCAAUAUGAGUGGACUGGUACAGUUAAAUCAUUGAUUUGAACCUACUGCAGCGUUUCCCAAACUCGACCCCAAGGGUUGCAAUUUUUUAUUUAAUUUUUCCUACAAAACCUGAUUCAAAUGAUGAUUGCUUGAUGAUGAGUUGACUAUUUUAAUCAGCUGUGUAGUGAUAGGGCGAAAAACUAAACGUGCACCCCUUGGCGUCCUGAGUUUGGGAAACCCUGCCCCUACUGAAUGGAAGCACGCUCAAUUAUAGACGCUGAUUACAUCAUACAGUAUUCUAAAUUAGAGGGUAAAAUGGCGCCAUUAUGUUUUAUGGACAUUGUCAGUUCUUCAACCAAAAAAAACACUCACCAUGAAGAUUAUGUUCACAUGCAGAAUCCCAUUGUACAGGCUGCCCAUCAGAUCACUAUGCACUCACACAGAUGGGGUUUUCAAUAAACAAUUAUUUAGAGGCCAAAACAAAAUAAUUUACUCAAUUUCUGUAGCGCUUUGCUUUGCCAUAACCACAACUUUGACCAUUUCUGUUUGUUCUGGGAGCUCAUGCCAGUACUCAGGACUCAGACAAAGUUACUCAUCACACAAGCUCCAUUACAUGAGCUGAGCAGUGCUGUACAGGUCUCAGGCAGAGUUACUCAUCACACAAGCUACAUUACAUGAGCCUGGCCUCUCUCUUCUCUCAGCCUGGCCUCUCUCUUCUCUCAGCCUGGUCUCUCUCUCUCCUCUCAGCCUGUCCUCUCUCUUCUCUCAGCCUGGCCCCUCUCUCCUCUCAGCCUGGCCCCUCUCUCCUCUCAGCCUGCUCUCUCUCUCCUCUCAGCCUGUCCUUUCUCCUCUCAGCCUAGCCUCUCUCUCCUGCUAUGAGGGAAAAGCCAAUGGCUUGACAUCCCUCACCUCUCUGCCUCUUUCUAUCUCUACCUCUCUCUCUCUCUCUUCCUGACUCCCUCCCACAUUCUAUUUUUUCCUCUCCCUCUGUCUCUCUCUUUCUCUCUCCCCUUACAUCAACCCUCUCCUCCAUCACUCCUCUUUCCCCUUCCACACUUCUCCCCUCCCUCCCUCCCUCCCUCCCUCUCUCAUUCCUCAGACUGAUACCCAGGAUCAAUAGUGCCUUUCCCCUUCAGCCCUCAGGGUCAUAAAUCAGAUUCAGUGCGGGUGUGCAUCCCAAAUGGGACCCUAUCCCCUGUAUAGUGCACUACUUUUGACCAGGCCAGAUAGGUGCACUAUAUAGGGAAUAGGGUGCAAUUUGGGAUGCAGAUGGGUCCUCCUGAAGGAAGGAAGGAUGCCUCCACAAAAAACAUCCCAAUACAAGCCUCUCUCUCUAAGCCUUAGUGUGAGCCGGGGCAGGAAGGUGAGGACAGUUUAACUGGCUGUUCCCAAUAACAAGCCCAGAUCCUUGGGCCGUACAAAAGAGAUGGGCGCUAGUGGUUGUCUUAGGAGGUACAGAGAGAGGGAUAAAUAAGAUGGUAACAUUAAGCUGUCACCUCAGGGUACACACACAGAGAGAGAGAAACAGACAGACACACACACACACACACACACACACACACACACACACACACACCAAAAACACACACACACACACACACCAAACACACACACACACACACACAAUACACACACAAUACAAUACAAUACACGUUCUGCUGUCACCUCAGGGUACACACAGAGAGAGAGAAACAGACACACACACACACACACACACACACACACACACACACCACACACACACACACACCAAACACACACACACACACCAAACACACACACACACACCAAACACACACACACACACACACCAAACACACACACACACACACACACACACACACACACACACACACACACACACACACACACACACCAAACACACACACACACACACACACACACACCAAACACACACACACACACACCAAACACACACACACACACAAUACACACACAAUACAAUCCACGCUCUCUUAGAAACAUUUGACUGAUGGUUAGGGACAGCCCUGCGUAGUUAUUCCGUUAUUCCAGUGACGUGUAUGCGGUAGGGCGAAGUCAAGAGCAGGACGCCGAGCUACUGGCAGAAAACUUUACUGCAAAUUACAAAGUGCACAGGCAACCUCAAACAGCGAGGGAAAUAACAAGACCCGUACACAUGGGCAACUGCCGCAAAGACCAAAAAAACAAUAACGCACAAUACACAAUGAGGAACAGAGGGUUAUAAAGGGAACACAAUAAAACAUCAUGGGAAACAGGUGUAAACAAUAAAGACCAAACAAGACAAACACCGAAACAUCGAUCGGCAGCAGCUAGUACUCCGGGGACGACGAACGCCGAAGCCUGCCCGAGCAAGGAGGAGGAGCAGCCUCGGCUGAAUCCGUGACAACUUCCAUGUUUUUAAAUGCAGGGCAGUAGGUUAGGCAGGCUAUGGCCGGCACGGCGGCUGGAAAUGUAAAUUGCUUUCGUUUUUAUAAUUGGGAGUAUUUUGAUUCUUUCAACAGGGGACCACUGAACGUCUGCAGGAAAAAUAUAUCAACGUGUUAAGAAUAUUUAAAUAUUUCAUCACGUGACUACAGCACUUCAAUAUGCUUUGUGUCGUUGUCCAAUAGUGUGUGGUUAGAAACAUUUUGCUUAUCCACGAACCACAAGCCACUCGAGGGACUUUGAAAGGGAAACAAAAAAAAAAAACGGGCAUUGUCUUUGUCCCAAAUGGCACCCCAUUCCCUAUAUAGUGCACUACUUACGGAAUAGGAUGCCGCAUGAGAUGCAGAUAUACAAAACAUUAUGAACACCUGCUCUUUCGACAUAGACUGACCAGGUGAGAGCUGUGAACCCUUAUUGAUGUUGCUUGUUAAAUCCACUUCAGUCAGUGUAGAUGAAGGGGAGGAGACAGGUUAAAUAAUUAUUUUUAAGCCUUGAGACAAUUGAGACAUGGAUUGUGUACAGUCGUGGUCAAAAGUUUUGAGAAUGACACAAAUACUAAUUUGUCUGCCGCCUCAGUUUUGAUGAUGGCAAUUUGCAUAUACUCCAGAAUGUCAUGAAGAGUGAUCAGAUGAAUUGCAAUUAAUUGCAAAGUCCCUCUUUUCCAUGAAAAUGAACUUAAUCCCCCAAAAACAUGUCCACUGCGUUUCAGCCCUGCCACCUAAAUCAACCAUUUUUCUGAUCAUCAAGAACUUCAAUUGUUGUGAAGAAGGCGUCAGGGCGCCCAAGGAAGUCCAGCAAGCGCCAGGACCGUCUCCUAAAGUUGAUUCAGCUGCGGGAUCGGGGCACCACCAGUGCAGAGGUUGCUCAGGAAUGGCAGCAGACAGGUGUGAGUGCAUCUGCACGCACAGUGAGGCAAAGACUUUUGGGAGGAUGGCCUGGUGUCAAGAAGGGCAGCAAAGAAGCCACCUCUCUCCAGGAAAAACAUCAGGGACCGACUGAUAUUCUGCAAAAGGUACAGGGAUUGGACUGCUGAGGAUUGGAGUAAGGUCAUUUUCUCUGAUGAAUACCCUUUCCGAUUGUUUGGGGCAUCCGGAAAAUACCUUGUCCGGAGAAGACAAGGUGAGCGCUACCAUCAGUCCUGUGUCAUGCCAACAGUAAAGCAUCCUGAGACCAUUCAUGUGUGGGGUUGCUUCUCAGCCAAGGGAGUGGGCUCACUCACAUUUUUGCCUAAGAACACAGCCAUGAAUAAAGAAUGGUAUCAACACAUCCUCUGAGAGCAACUUCUCCCAACCAUCCAAGAACAGUUUGGUGACGACCAAUGCCUUUUCCAGCAUGAUGGCGCACCUUGCCAUAAGGCAAAAGUGAUAACUAAGUGGCUCGGGGAACAAAACAUCGACAUUUUGGGUCCAUGGCCAGGAAACUCCCCAGACCUUAAUCCCAUUGAAAUCUUGUGGUCAAUCCUCAAGAGGCGGGUGGACAAACAAAAACCCACAAAUUCUGACAAACUCCAAGCAUUGAUUAUGCAAGAAUGGGCUGCCAUCAGUCAGGAUGUGGCCCAGAAGUUAAUUGACAGCAUGCCAGGGAGGAUUGCAGAGGUCUUGCAAAAGAAGAGUCAACACUGCAAAUAUUGACUCUUUGCAUAAACGUAAUGUAAUUGUCAAUAAAAGCAUUUGACACUUAUGGAAUGCUUGUAAUUAUACUUCGGUAUACCAUAGUAAAAUCUGACAAAAAUAUCUCAUAACACUGAAGCAGCGAACUUUGUGAAGACCAAUACUUUCUCAAAACCUUUGACCACGACUGUAUGUGUGCCACUCAGAGGAUGAAGAUUGAUGUGCCUUUGAACGGGGUACGGUAGUAGGUGCCAGGCAACCAGCUUUUUGGUCAAGAACUGCAAUGCUGCUGGGUUUUUCACGCUCAACAGUUUCCCGUGUGUAUCAAGAAUGGUCCACCAUCCAAAGGACAUCCAGCCAACGUGACACAACUGUGGGAAGCAUUGGAGUCAACAUGGGCCCUGUGGAAUGCUUUCGACACCUUGUAGAGUCCAUGUCCUGACGAAUUAGGAAGGUGUUCCUAAUGUUUGGUACACUCACUGUAGUUUUACUGCUGAAGCUUCUAGAAGGCAGCCAGUACAUCUGUAGUAUCUAUAUCUAUUGUCUGGGGGUUAAACCUGUUACAGCAUGUUUGUUCCUCCGCUAGUGUCACCACCAGUAUUUCCCUUAUCCACAUCAACAAAACCAUUUCCUCAACAUAUUUGACUGUCAAAUAAAACAUCCUAACUGCACACAUAUGUUUGAUAGUGAAAGUUAUGAGGGAGAAGCUUUUGAAGAUUUCAUUGGGAUGCAUCUGGUUCCGUCCUGGCUGGAGGAAGGAGGACAAAGGGCCCUGGUCAAAGUAGUAGUGCACUAUAAAGGGACUAGAUACCAUUUGGGAAGCAGGCUAAGCCCUUGAUCCACCCCUGAUCCGGGCACGAGUAAGAGCCUCUGGGAGGCCAUCCUUCCCACCAUCCCUCCAUCCCUCCAUCCCUGCCUCCAUCCCUCCAUCCCUCCAUCCCUCCAGCCCUCCUUCCCUCCAUCCCUCCAUCCUUCCAACCCUCCAUCCCUCCCUCCCUCCAUCCCUCCUUCCCUCCAUCCCUCCAUCCCUCCCUCCAUCCCUCCUUCCCUCCCUCCCUCCCUCCCUCCAUCCCUCCUUCCCUCCCUCCUUCCCUCCUUCCCUCCUUCCCUCCAUCCCUCCAGCCCUCCAUCCCUCCAUCCCUCCAUUCCUCCAUCCUUCCAUCCUUCCAUCCUACCUUCCCUCCAUCCCUCCUUCCCUCCAUCCCUCCUUCCCUCCAUCCUUCCAACCCUCCAUCCCUCCUUCCCUCCAUCCCUCCAGCCCUCCAUCCCUCUUCCCUCCAUCCUUCCAACCCUCCUCCCUCCAUCCCUCCAUCCCUCCUUCCCUCCUUCCCUCCCUCCUUCCCUCCAUCCCUCCAGCCCUCCUUCCCUCUAUCCCUCCAUCCCUCUAACCCUCCAUCCCUCCAUCCUUCCAAACCCUUCAUCCCUCCUUCCCUCUAUCCUUCCAUCCUUCCAACCCUCCAUCCUUCCAUCCUUCCAUCCCUCCAUCCCUCCUUCCCUCCAUCCCUCCUUCCCUCCAUCCUUCCAACCCUCCAUCCCUCCAUCCCUCCUUCCCUCCUUCCCUCCAUCCCUCCAGCCCUCCUUCCCUCCUUCCCUCCCUCCUUCCCUCCAUCCCUCCAGCCCUCCUUCCCUCCAUCCCUCCAUCCCUCCUUCCCUCCAUCCCUCCUUCCCUGUUGCAGCAUGUUUGUUCCUCCACUAGUCUAUAUUCUGGGGGUUAAACCUGUUACAGCAUGUUUGUUCCUCCGCUAGUGUCACCACCAGUAUUUCCCUUAUCCACAUCAACAAAACCAUUUCCUCAACAUAUUUGACUGUCAAAUAAAACAUCCUAACUGCACACAUAUGUUUGAUAGUGAAAGUUAAGAGGGAGAAGCUUUUGAAGAUUUCAUUGGGAUGCAUCUGGGUCCGUCCUGGCUGGAGGAAGUAGGACAAAGGGCCCUGGUCAAAGUAGUAGUGCACUAUAAAGGGACUAGAUACCAUUUGGGAAGCAGGCUAAGCCCUUGAUCCACCCCUGAUCCGGGCACGAGUAAGAGCCUCUGGGAGGCCAUCCUUCCCUCCAUACCUCCAUCCCUCCAUCCCUCCCUCCAUCCCUCCAUCCAUCCCUCCAUCCCUCCAUCCCUCCAUCCAUCCCUCCAUCCUUCCAUCCCUCCAUCCCUCCAACCCUCCAACCCUCCAUCCCUCCAUCCUUCCAUCCCUCCAUCCCUCCAUCCCUCCUUCCCUCCUCUCCCUCCAUCCCUCCUUCCCUCCAUCCUUCCAUCCCUCCAUCCCUCCAUCCCUCCUUCCCUCCUCUCCCUCCAUCCCUCCUUCCCUCCAUCCCUCCAUCCUUCCAUCUUUCCAUCCCUCCAACCCUCCAUCCCUCCAUCCCUCCAUCCUUCCAUCCCUCCAUCCCUUCAUCCCUCCUUCCCUCCUUCCCUCCUCUCCCUCCAUCCCUCCUUCCCUCCAUCCUUCCAUCCCUCCAUCCCUCCAUCCCUCCAUCCCUCCAUCCCUCCUCUCCCUCCAUCCCUCCUUCCUCCUCCCCUCUUCCCUCUCCCCUCCAUCCCUCAUCCGUCCACCCAUCCUCAUCCCUCAAAUCCAUCCUCUUUCCCUCCAUCCUUCCAUCCCUCCAUCCCUCCCUCCCCUCCAUCCCCUCCUCCUCCCUUCCAUCCUCUUCCCUUCAUCCUUCAUCCCUCCGCCAUCCUCCAUCCCUCAUCUACCCUCCUUCCCUCCAUCCCUCUAUCCCUUCAUCUUCAGCCUCAGGAACGACUGAGCACCAAAGCACGAGACAAGACACUCUUAAGCCGUAAUUUACAGAAUCGUUAUCGUAUCACCAAGGGUGUGCUUACUUUUCACGUUACAAUAACGGAUGUUGAAGGGAGGAACAGUAAAAGAUAUAUAUUGAAAAACCUUUCUUAAGGGACAAUUUCUUUUACGCGGGCUGGGGCCCCAACCAAGAGUUUUGGAGUUGGUCAACUGGGCCCUUCAGGUGUAUGUCCCCAUAGUGGAGGACUCAACAUUGAUUAUUAAUAGCGCUCCAGAAUACUCCACAAAUCAAAGUUAGAGUUGGUUCAGCCUCAGCAGAGGUCAGCUUAUAUAUGGGAGACGGGAGAGGGCAGAGGAGGAGGAGAGGGGGAAGGAGUGAGGGGGAGAGGAGGAGGAGAGGGGGAAGGAGAGAGGGGGAGAGGAGGAGGAGAGGGGGAAGGAGAGAGGGGGAGAGGAGGAGGAGAGGGGGUAGGAGAGAGGGGGAGAAGAGGAAGAGAGGGGGAAGGAGAGAGAGGGAGAAGAGAGGGGAAAGAGGAGAGAGGGAGAAGAGAGGGGGAGAAGAGCAGGGAGGAGCAGAGGGGGAAGGGGAGAGGAGGAGGAGAGUGGGAGAGUGAGAGAGUGAGAGGGGAGACAAUAUAAGACUCGUUGAGGAAACCUAGUGCACAAACUCUCAGUGCUCUAGUGUGUCCUCAUGACCUGCAGAGUUUAAACACUAAUCUUGUCAGCAGGGGGAAUUUGGAGAAUCUUUGGUUUGUGCUUUCUUUUUUCACAGAAUUACAUAUAGAAUCAUUUUCAUGACCAACUAAAUAAUUGAUCAUAAAAACCAAACGCCAUACAAUCAAAAUGUCAACAUUCUUCUUGCAGAAAAUCGGAUAAGACAUACUGUACGUUCUGGUAGAACAGGAACUAAAUCUUUGAAACGUUCAAUUAUUCGACCAUCACAUUUGCUAAUGCAGAAACCAAAUGUCAGAAGAAAAUGUAACUGUUUCUAUCAACUUCUUCUUUGGGAGUAGUAUAGCGUCUGUGGGAAACCCAGUGGUAUGCAGUCAGCACAAAGCUACAUAAAGAAGCAGUCCUCAUGAUUGUCAGGCCAGGGUGUUAACUUCGACUGAGGCUGCGUACCAAAUAGCACCAUAUUCCCUAUAUAGUGCCCCGGCUUUGGUCAAAGGUUGUGCAGCUUAUUGGAGAUAAGGUUUCAUUUGGGACUCGGACAGAGUUUUCACUCCAGAUGAUGUAUGGUUUGGAGCCAAAGGUAUUUCUGGGGGAAGUGAGGGGGUUUCCCACCAGAUCUAAUAACUUUGAUUUACGCAGAGGAAGGAGGAGCACACUUUUAUUUUUACAUCUUUGGUUGCGUCGCAAAUUGCACCCUAUUCCCUAUAUAGUGCACUUCUUUUGACCAGGGCCCCAUAGGCCUCUGGUCAAAAGUAGUGCACUAAACAGGGAAUAGGGCGGCAUUUAUCCCUGGUUAGCUCCGUCCACCUCUACCAGUACCAACGAAGGAAGGCACACAAGACAGACCAUUAUAUAUCUCAGUCCACAUUAAGAUAAGGAACACCCAGAUGAGUGGAGACUCCAGUCAGACAAUGCCUUUCCUAUUGCAGUAGUGUGGGCAAUUGUCCUGUUGGUGGGGAGGGACGGGGGGAGUGGUGAAGCGGAGCGGGUGUGUUUUGGCAAAUUGCACCAGAUUUAUCUUGGCUAUAGGCAUCCUCUUUCCUGGGUUUCCAUCUCGGGUUUCUGUCGUCUCUCUCCCCGGAUGAGUUCCAAAUGGCACCCUAUUCCCCUAGGUAGUGCACUACUUUUGACCAGGGCCCAUAGUGCACUACAAUAGGGAAUAGGGUGCUCUUUGGGACGACUCAGCCAGUCACAGUACAGGGCCUUAUCAGGCUGCCCUCCUCUCAGUGGCUGGUUCCAGCGGUAAGAUUUCAGGUGCUGGCCCUGGUCUCCAGAGGAACAGGUGUCCCCUCUGUGUCCGGGCGGCUGGGGUCUCGCUGGGGAGGCCUGGGAAAGGGCAGGUACCGCCAAGGCAUGGUUCUGCCUCAGCGGACAGCUAACAGUGGGGCUUUGAUGAUGAAUUCGGCCUAAUUGCUUAAGGAGUCUGUGGAAGUUAUAAUAGUUAGGAUGGAGGUAGACAAAAGGAAAAAAGACAAAAAUUCACAUGGCCAAAGGAGUUGCAAAUGGGUUUGAAUCUAAGGCUCAAUCCCAAUACUCCCCCUUAGCCCUCCACCUGAGUGUUGUCCCAUUUCAACUUUGAGCGUAGUGCCUUUUCAGUUGGCCCUCCAAAACUAAGCGAAUUGAGGUCCAGACUGGUCGUCACUAGUUACCAAAACCACAAAGUCAUAAACUCUGCCUCUUUCGACAAUUUCUCUUCUUAAAAAUUAGAUUUGAAAAGCACAGGAGGUUGGUGGCACCUUAAUUGGGGAGGACGGGCUCGUGGUAAUGGCUGGAGCGGAAUGAGGACGGGCUCGUGGUAAUGGCUGGAGCGGAAUGAGGACGGGCUCGUGGUAAUGGCUGGAGCGGAAUGAGGACGGGCUCGUGGUAAUGGCUGGAGCGGAAUGAGGACGGGCUCGUGGUAAUGGCUGGAGCGGAAUCAGGACGGGCUCGUGGUAAUGGCUGGAGCGGAAUGAGGACGGGCUCGUGGUAAUGGCUGGAGCGGAAUGAGGACGGGCUCGUGGUAAUGGCUGGAGCGGAAUGAGGACGGGCUCGUGGUAAUGGCUGGAGCGGAAUGAGGACGGGCUCGUGGUAAUGGCUGGAGCGGAAUGGGGACGGGCUCGUGGUAAUGGGGAGGACUGGCUCGUGGUAAUGGCUGGAGCGGAAUGGGGACGGGCUCGUGGUAAUGGCUGGAGCGGAAUGAGGACGGGCUCGUGGUAAUGGCUGGAGCGGAAUGAGGACGGGCUCGUGGUAAUGGCUGGAGCGGAAUCAGGACGGGCUCGUGGUAAUGGGGAGGACUGGCUCGUGGUAAUGGGGAGGACUGGCUCGUGGUAAUGGGGAGGACUGGCUCGUGGUAAUGGCUGGAGCGGAAUCAGGACGGGCUCGUGGUAAUGGCUGGAGCGGAAUAGGGACGGGCUCGUGGUAAUGGGGAGGACGGGCUCGUGGUAAUGGCUGGAGCGGAAUCAGGACGGGCUCGUGGUAAUGGCUGGAGCGGAAUGGGGACGGGCUCGUGGUAAUGGCUGGAGCGGAAUGAGGACGGGCUCGUGGUAAUGGCUGGAGCGGAAUGGGGAUGGGCUCGUGGUAAUGGCUGGAGAGGAAUAGGGACGGGCUCGUGGUAAUGGCUGGAGCGGAAUAGGGACGGGCUCGUGGUAAUGGCUGGAGCGGAAUGAGGACGGGCUCGUGGUAAUGGCUGGAGCGGAAUCAGGACGGGCUCGUGGUAAUGGCUGGAGCGGAAUGAGGACGGGCUCGUGGUAAUGGCUGGAGCGGAAUCAGGACGGGCUCGUGGUAAUGGCUGGAGCGGAAUCAGGACGGGCUCGUGGUAAUGGCUGGAGCGGAAUGAGGACGGGCUCGUGGUAAUGGCUGGAGCGGAAUGAGGACGGGCUCGUGGUAAUGGCUGGAGCGGAAUGAGGACGGGCUCGUGGUAAUGGCUGGAGCGGAAUUAGGACGGGCUCGUGGUAAUGGCUGGAGCGGAAUGAGGACGGGCUCGUGGUAAUGGCUGGAGCGGAAUAAGGACGGGCUCGUGGUAAUGGCUGGAGCGGAAUGAGGACGGGCUCGUGGUAAUGGCUGGAGUGGAAUGAGGACGGGCUCGUGGUAAUGGCUGGAGUGGAAUGAGGACGGGCUCGUGGUAAUGGCUGGAGCGGAAUGAGGACGGGCUCGUGGUAAUGGCUGGAGCGGAAUGAGGACGGGCUCGUGGUAACGGCUGGAGCGGAAUGAGGACGGGCUCGUGGUAAUGGCUGGAGCGGAAUGAGGACGGGCUCGUGGUAACGGCUGGAGCGGAAUGGGGACGGGCUCGGGGUAAUGGCUGGAGCGGAAUGGUAUCAAACACAAGGUUUCCAUGUGUAUGAUGCCAUUCCAUUUGCUCCGUUCCAGCCAUUAUUAUGAGCCGUCCUCCCCUCAGCAGCCUCCACUGUUUUAAACCUAACCCCAACCUUAACCACACUGCUAACCCUAUGCCUAACCCUAACCUUAAAUCACGAAUACAAAGCAAAUGUUUGUUUUCAUAAAUUGUUACAAUAUAGCCAAUUUUAACCUUGUUGCUGUCCUAUCUAGUGGAAACCGUCCCGACUUGAUAGCGAGUGGUUACCAAAUCUCCCAUGAGGCUCUGCGACCCAAGGCUCUAAAGUUGAUUCAGGAAAGAUGGCUGACAAAAAUAUUAAAAUGUAAAUAAUUAUAACAAAACAUUUACAGUUAUGAGGAAUAUGUUAGCUAGAAGCUAGCAGACUCAUUACUUACCAACAACAGCUGCAAAUUCCACUAAACUACAUCACGUUUUGAAGUUCACUUUCCUUGCUUUGUCUAAUAACACUAUCAUGAAUCUAGCAAAAAAAUGGGUCAGAGUGCAGUAUUUAUUUAGUUUCACAGAACAAAUGUUUGUUGGCAUGUUUCUCACACAGGCUUUAGCCACGGAGGGAGCAGGCCUGCCCAAGCCAAUGCAGGUGGGUUGCCUAGCAACACGUGCCUUGGAGGAAGACAACGUCUGUCUGUAUAGCGUGACAAAUUCCCAUGAUUUGUGAAUCUGUUUGGAGCUAACAGCUAGCGCGACAGCUAAAAUGGCUUUGAAAAAAAUAAAUGAAAGCUAAUAGGGACAAACAAAUAACUACAUUAUCGCAUUCACUAAUCAUAAACUAUUUACAUAUCAUAGAAAUGUGGGUACAUUUGUGGACAAAAUUCUUACUUACUCAACCUUAAUUGAAGACCAAUACGGGAAAAAAAAAAAUCAUUAAAGAUCACAGAGGAAAACCUGGUUCAGUCUGCUUUCCACAAGACACUGGAAGAUGAAUUCACCUUUCAGUAGGACAAUAACCUAAAACACAAGGCCAAAUCUACACUGGAGUUGUUUACGAAGAAGACCUGUGAAUGUUCCCGAGUGGCCGAGUUACAGUUUUGACGCAACUCCUCUAUUCAGCCAUCCCCUCCAACAACACCCAGGAGACAUGACAGUUUAUGGCCUGUAACCGUGGCGAUGGCAGGUGGCCAUCUUGUGAGCUGAGAUCAAAGGCUUUGCCCGGUCACCCCCUGGAGCAUCGUGCUGUCAGAGGGUGCAUUGAUCAAUGGCCCAGGUGUGAAAAGGGAGAGGUAGAGGGAGAGCAGGGCAGGUAAAUAUCUCAGGGGCAAGGGAAGGCCAACACCUUUCACACUCAUUACACACCGGCUUAUUUGUCAAGCGAUUUAGUCACUGGAGGGAUCAGGGAUCUAGCUGCUGUAAUAAAGCCUAACGUUGAUUUAGGGAAUGUUUAUCAUAUUUGAAUGUGAUGUUAAUGUUAGCCUAGAAACUGGGAAGGUAUCAAUUUCAUAAUGAGUGCCUAAAGGCAUUGCCUGUAGACCUACUGUGGGGCUGUUAGAACUGUUAAUUUGUUCACUCAUAACGUUUAUAAAGCUAAUAGGCCCAUGUAUUAUCAAUACUAAAACAUCUCCUUCAGAUAAGAUUGACCUUAUUUGACCACAACAACAUUAAUCAUCACUAUCCCAUCUGUCCACAGUGCAGUAUUAUAUAUUUUUUUAAUGAGCUUGCCAUAUCUGCAUUCUGACAUAUUCAACCAGACAAUCAGUGAGUCCAUCUAAACCUGCAGGAAGCCCGGGGGUCGGCAACAAAGACAUUUGAAAAUGUCAUUAGCGACCUCUCAGCUCCUCUCAGCUGCAACCCCAAAGCCCGUAGUGAUAAUAUAUUGAUGGGGCUGUCAUUAAAAACAGUUUUCAGGCUCCUUGAGGAUUCAUUUGCGUUGACCCAGAAUGCAGUAUUUUCUUAACACAAGCAGCGGGCUACUUUGAUGCUAUCAGCUUAUCCAAACAUGGGGGGGAGAGGCGGGAGAGAGAGGAAGGAGGCCGCCCUGCCCAUCCACUGGCUGCCUCGGUCGGUCCCGCGGAGGACGGCUACGAUUAA